AUGAAGAUUUUUGUGGGCAAUGUCGAUGGGGCAGAUACGACACCGGAGGAGUUGGCAGCCCUCUUCGCGCCCUAUGGCACGGUCAUGAGCUGUGCCGUCAUGAAACAGUUUGCCUUCGUGCACAUGCGCGAGAAUGCUGGCGCGGUGUGCGCCAUGGAGGCCCUGCAUGGCCACAAGCUGUGCCCAGGUCGCGCGCUCGUGGUGGAGAUGUCGCACCCGAGGCCCCUGAACACUUGGAAGAUUUUCGUGGGCAAUGUAUCGGCUGCAUGCACAAGUCAGCAAUUGCGCAGCCUCUUCGAGCGCCGUGGAUGCGUUAUGGAGUGUGACGUGGUAAAAGGCUGUGUGGAGAUGGUGAAGCUGUUCAUUGGAAAUCUGCCCCGGGAGGCCACAGAGCAGGAGAUCCGCUCACUCUUCGAGCAGUACGGGAAGGUGCUGGAAUGUGACAUCAUUAAGAACUAUGGCUUUGUGCACAUAGAGGACAAGACGGCCGCUGAGGAUGCCAUCCGAAACCUGCACCACUACAAGCUGCACGGAGUGAACAUCAAUGUGGAAGCCAGCAAGAAUAAGAGUAAAGCUUCCACCAAGUUACACGUGGGCAACAUCAGCCCCACUUGUACCAACCAAGAGCUGCGGGCCAAGUUUGAGGAGUACGGCCCAGUCAUCGAAUGUGACAUCGUGAAAGAUUAUGCCUUUGUACACAUGGAGCGGGCAGAGGAUGCGGUGGAGGCCAUCAGGGGCCUUGACAACACAGAGUUUCAAGGCAAAAGAAUGCACGUGCAGUUGUCCACCAGCCGGCUUAGGACCGCGCCCGGGAUGGGAGACCAGAGCGGCUGCUAUCGGUGCGGGAAAGAGGGGCACUGGUCCAAAGAGUGUCCAAUAGAUCGUUCGGGCCGCGUGGCAGACUUGACCGAGCAAUAUAAUGAGCAAUAUGGAGCAGUUCGUACGCCUUACACCAUGAGUUAUGGGGAUUCAUUGUAUUACAACAACACGUACGGAGCGCUCGAUGCCUACUACAAGCGCUGCCGUGCUGCCCGGUCCUAUGAGGCAGUGGCAGCUGCAGCUGCCUCUGCAUAUAGUAACUAUGCAGAGCAGACUUUGUCUCAGCUGCCACAAGUCCAGAACACAGCCAUGGCCAGUCACCUCACCUCCACCUCUCUCGAUCCCUACAAUAGACAUCUGUUGCCGCCUUCAGGAGCUGCUGCUGCAGUAGCAGCAGCUGCUGCUUGUACUGCAGCUUCUACUUCAUAUUACGGGCGGGAUCGGAGCCCCCUGCGUCGCGCUACAGGCCCAGUCCCCACUGUUGGAGAGGGCUACGGUUACGGUUACGGGCAUGACAGUGAGUUAUCCCAAGCUUCAGCAGCUGCUCGGAAUUCCCUGUACGACAUGGCCCGGUAUGAGCGGGAGCAGUAUGUGGAUCGGGCGCGGUACUCAGCCUUUUAAAGUUUGAGGUGGGAUGUGUGUGGGCUGAAAUUCCGAGCUGCGGUUGUGCAUGAGAAUACACCCUUCAUGGUACCCCAUCUCCGGGACGUUCUCGGCUCUGUGCGUUCAGCCCCUCAGGAACCAUGGACCUUAAUUUACCUUGUUAAGUUCUUUCUCUUUCCUAUGCUCUCUCCUGCUUAACUUCCUGUUCUCUGUUUAUUCUUCUGUAGCUUCCUAUUCGAGUUCUGUUCUCCCAGCAUGCCUCCUGUGCAGAAACUGGUGGGGGGCUAUGCUGUCUCCUCCAAAGACUAGACUUAGAAAUUUGGAGUACUUUCCAGUGAAAUAAAUGGUUUUUCAAAUUAGGGAAAAAGGUGAAGGUUUGAGGAAGAAGAGGUAGCUUUCAUCUUUGGGAAAAACGAAGGUAUGGCUCCCACCAGAGUCUAUUUAGCUACGCCAUAGGCCAGAACUACCUCAUGUUGCAUUUCACUGUUUGUAUAGUUCUGUCAAAAUCAAGAGACUACAUGAGUAGUUCCACAAGCAUCUCAGAGCUUGUACUUAAUGCCUUUAGGUGAGGUAUAAAGGGCCAGCAGCAGGUCCUUUAUAAGUCCUUGAUAAACUUACUGAGUCUUCAACAGUGAGGACAAGUAUUUGAAUGCAGUGAGGAGCCACUGUCUAGUGUCAUGCUUUUAUUAAAACAAUUUAUUUUCCAUGUUUUACUUUAACAUAAUAUAAGGCUAUGUCUCAGAAUCUUUUACUUGGUCACUACUGGAUACCUAUGGUAUGCCAGGCAUGUUUUUUGUAAAGGGCUCACAAAUGACAAAAGGAAAUAAAGAUGAUAGAGAUAAAAAGAGCUGCUUUUGCCUUGGGCAACUUCAAGUUUUUCUACUAACUGCUUCUGUCUAUCUCUAAUUCAUUGUAAUUUAUACAUGGCUAGGAUUAUGACAGCUGUCUUUGGACAAAGGUAACUUUUUUGUAGUGUGAGACCCUGUGCUAGGUGACAUAUAUGUCCUUCAAUUUUUCUAGGAAAUGUUUUUCUAAGCAAAUUUUUCCUUCCUGGCUGAGUUGGUUUUCUUUGCCACUAUCUUGGAAAGGUUCACACCUAUGUUGUUUCCUCUUUCUACUGUUGUGCACUUAUAGUUUUAGCACAAUUUCUUGAUGUGAUGGUUGGGAAUGGCACAGUCUCAGAAGAUGAGAGACUUAAGAUUUGUUGAUUCUACAGGCUUGAGGAUCCUUUCACAGAUGGUGACCCAGGUGCUGGGGAUUUUAGAGCUUUUUGGAGGGAUAGGGUGAGAAGCAGAAAUAAAAGAUAUACCAAGCCAGGAUUUGGGCAUAUUCCUUUGUCUUAGCUCUUAACACUUAGAUCUGGGUGUGGUGGUGUAUGCCCUUUUUCUACCAUUUGCAAAGCAGAGGCAGGCAGAUCUCUUGAGUUCAAGACCAGUCUAGUCUACAUAUUGAGUUCUAGGAGAGUCAGAGCUGACUAGUGAGACCCAACCUCACAAAUAAGAUAAAAUUGCAUAUAAAUGGAGCAUCCUGUCUGAAUGGAUUGUUUUUAUUGACUUUUGUUAGAAUAGGCCUUGGUGGUUUCUCACCAUGUUGCUCAGGUGUUCCUCCUGCCUCUCAACUUGGGAGUAGUUGGGGCUAAAAGUGUGCACACUACAUUGUGCUAUACUUUUUACAUUACUAAAACAUUCAGAGAGAUGAAAAUUUAUCUGAAUUAUCUUGCUUUUUGUUUUAAGAGACUGAUUCCUUUAACACUUAGCAAUGUUUUCAUCACUUGGGGCUGGGCUGGCUCAGAGCUUUGUUUUAAAUGAAAGAUGUGCAUAUGUACCCAGACUGGUUUUGAACUUUUACUCUGUCUACUUAAGAUAGAAGGUGCUUGUUGGCAAGCCUGAUGACUUGGAACCCACCUGGUGGAGAAAUAACUUCUACACUGUGUCCUCUGACAUCCACAUGUUUACUCUGGCACACAUGCAUGUGCACAUAGAAAGGGAAAAGCUAUUGAAUGUGAUAGCACAGUGUUGUAAUCUCAGCAGCACUUGAAAGUGAAGCGAUUCAGAGUUCAAUACUAACCAUGUUACAUAAUGUGGUUCAGCAAACAAAAUUCUUCUACUCAUCGACUUGCUGGAAAACUCUAUAAAGUGGCAUGGGAAAACAGUGAAUUGAAAAGUAUGAGUUGGGGCUGCUGGUGUAGCUCUGUUGAUAACAUAUUCAGCAUGCUUGAAACCCUGGGCCUGAUCUCUAGCACUUGAACAACUACUGACAUGGUAGUGUACUUAUGUAGUCUAGCACUGGGGAGGUGGACUCCCAGGCUAUAUUUAUUUGUAGCUAUGUAACCAGUUAGAGCAGUGUGGUUUUCAACCUUCCUAAUGAUGAAAACCUUUUAAUGAAGUUUCCCAGUUUGUGGUGACCCUCAACCAUAAAAUUGGGUUGAGGCUUCGUAACUAAUUUUGCUAGUGUUAUGGAUCGCAAUGUAAAUAUCUAAGACCCCUGUGAAAGGGAAGGUUCUUGUAACACAAAGGUGUUGUGAUCUACAGGUUCAGAACCAGAGUUAGAGGCUAACCUAUACUAUAUGAGAACUUGUCUCAACAAUUUGUAGAAACUGAAUACAACUGAUUUCCAGCAUUAAAGUGAUUUGAAAUUAUUUUAGUGUAAGUUAACAGUUAAGUGAGUGAGCAUUCCAUGAGGUUACACUGAUGUGUAAGUAGAUAAGGAUAGUACUGGCAUGACUGACCUCACGAGUCUGUUUCAAGAAAAAUACUUUAAUAGUAGACACUUUUCCUUAGCACUCCUCUGCUAUUGAUUUAUUCACUAACAAUGAGCAUCUGUGAGCUGGCUUUGGACUCUCCUGUUUACCAUGUAUAGAGUGUGUAGAGAAUGCAUAUCAAUAAGGGCAUCAAGCCUAAACUCACUUUGCCUCCAUGAGCUGCCUCACCCCUCCCCACAUGUCCCCAGUCUUGGGUAUACAGAAAUCUGGUAUGUCCUUGGAAGGAGAAUAGGUGACUGGAAUGGUCACACUAUUUGUAUUGAAGGUAUGAUCCAUUCUGGUUCUAAGUGGAUCAAAGAUGCUAUGAGGGUAGUCAGGGAGUUCUCAAGUAGUGGUAGAUAUUUUGUUUUUGGCACUAAGGUCUUUUCAUAGGGCCUCAUUAAGACUCAAGAAUAUGGUCUUCCUCUGAGCUAUACCUUGUACACUAGACCAAGGUUGACUGAAGUUUUUAGGACUCUUCUGAAGCAGGGUUGACUUGGUAAUGCUGAGCUCAGCCCUCCUUACCUGAAUGCAUUAAUACUAAUGUCGACCUAAGGAGGAAGGAAUAGUGAUAGGUGUAGGUCAUGUGUGCUAUGAGAAUGAAAAGCUAUUUUCAGUUGUUGGGAUUAUUUUUUUCAGCUCUCUUAAUGCAUGAGGUCAUACUGAGGUAAAGAUUGACUUCCCAGAAUGAUGGUAGUGCAGUCCAAGACCUAGUCUCUAGUGCAUUUAGAGAAUAAGCAGGCUUAUUAGGUUGAAGCAGGAGAGUUUCAGGAGGAGAUGUCUCAAAAAUGUGAGGUUCCUUUGGAGAUUCAAAAGUUGAAUUAUCAAGUACAGAUUUUUUUUUUUUAAUUAGAGAAGAAGAAACUUGACAAGAAAUAUAAAUAUACUAUGUAUACCUAUAAUGGCAUUUAGGAUGCUGAAAGAGAAUGAUGGUGUGUAUUCUGGUCACUCUGGAUAAACAGUACAUAAUGAUGGAGUUUCCAGGCUAGUCUAGGCUAGUAUAGAGUGACAGUUGGAAUAGUGUUUUGUCUUAGUUUGAGGUAAUACAGCAAAGUACCACGAAUAGAAUGGGACAUGCACACAAUAGAAGUAUAUUUAUAGUUUUUAAGACUGAUCCUCUGCAAGAAGAGUAAUUGUUUAAUUCUUGAGUCUUCUUUCUAUUCCCGCAUUUUAAAUUUACUUGAUUUGCAGUGUGAGGUGAGUAGCUGAGUUUGAUUUCUAAAUGACUACUUAGCUGAAAGAUUUUAAAUCUGUUCUGAAAGAGCCAGUGAGCUGCUUGAGUGCGUUAAAGCUGACAGCUUAAGCUCAAUCCCCAGAACCUUUGGUAGAAGGAGAGAAUGGCUGCUGAAAGUUGUCCUCUGACUCAUUUAUGUACACAUUAAUAUUCAUACACAGCACAUGCAUAGUAAACAGAACCUCAGCGACAAUAUAGCUAGGGAAUUAUGGUCCUUUUCCUCCCUCCCUCCCUCCCUCCCUCUCUCUGUGUCUUCCUGUCAACCUGCCAGCCAGCCUGCCUUCCUCUCUCCCUCCCUUCCUACCUCCCUCCCUCCCUCUCUCUCUUUCUCUUUUGGUGUUAUUGAGGUGGGUCUCUACGAUGUCCUGUCCUAAAGCUUGCUAUUGUAGAUUAGACUGUCCUCAUAUUUUCAUAGAUCUCCUGCCUCUCCUCCCAAGCGCUGGCACUAGAGGGGUGUACCACUGUGACUUUUUUUUUUUUUUUUUCGAGACAGGGUUUCUCUGUGUAGCCCUGGCUGUCCUGGAACUCACUCUGUAAACCAGGCUGGCCUCGAACUCAGAAAUCUGCCUGCCUCUGCCUCCCAGGUGCUGGGAUUAAAGGCUUGUGCCACCACUGCCCGCCACUGUGACUUUUUUAACUGAAGGCCUGACAUGAAGACAGGAUGUCUCCUACCUAUAAUACCCUGUGUUUCUAGGAAAAUUACUGCUCUAGACCAGUUUAACUUAUCCCCUCAGGGCAGAAUUAGUCAUGGAAUAAAUUGGGUUGGAGUGCUUUGAGUAUUGAUAGAUUUGCUGUAAUUUGAAAUGUUUUAUUUUUUAGAGGAACCGUUGGUGCUACCUUGUCCAUUUGUCACAUAAUCCAACAUCUGCUUUUCAGAAUUGAACCCAUGGGGGCCUAUUAGUCAUAACGGGUAAUAUCUGUCUCCUCACCUAUAUCUUCUUAGUCUAGUAACAGUUUGAUUUUUUUUUUUUGUGGGCAACUUGGAAACUUUGUAGCAAGAAUAUAGUUAGGUUUAUAGGGCUAAACCUAGAGCUUCAUGAGUGCUAAUGAAUACAGUGAAUUCCUGUUAUGUGUGUUGAAGGUAAAGAAGCUUAUGCAUACGUUUGAAUGUGUGUGAGACCUGAGUUUGAAAUAGAUGUUCUCCACUGUUUGUUUUGGAGAGGGUCUGUAUGUAGCCUUGGUUUCCCAACUUGUUAUGUAGACCAUAUUGGCCUCUUAACUCAUAUUCACUGGUCUUUAUCCCUUGAGUGCUGGGUGUGUACCACCAUGUCAGGGCUCUACAUAAUUUUUUAAAAUGUUCUUAAAUUUUGUGUUUAUGUAUGGGGAGUGCAGGCAUGCUAACGGCUGAGCAGUCUCAAUUCCGUUGCUUUUGUUUUGUUUUGUUUUGUUUUGUUUUGUUUUGUUUUCCAAGCAGAUGGCCGGGCAGGGUCUCUGUUUUAUAGAUUUGUGUGUUCUGAAACUAUGUAGAUUAGACUGGCCUCAAAUUCAUAGAGAUCCAUUUGCUGGGAUUAAAAGUAUGCCACCUUGCCCAGCCCUACUGCAGUUUUUGAGACAGGGUAUCUUAGUGAACCUGAAUAUUCCCUUUUUAGGUUAGACAACUCCCCUGGGAUCCUAUUUGUUUCUGUUCCUGUUCCUGGGAUGUCUUCUUACUUGGUGUUGGGGAAUCAUCUCUUAAGCUGUGCUUGUAUAGCUAGCAUUUUACACACAGACAUCCCUCCAGCUCCCUUCCCAAUUUAGUUUUGUGUAUUCUUUGUUGGUUUGGCAUUUUGCCUGCAUAUAUUUUAGUAUAUGUAACACAUGCAUGCUUGGUACCUUUGGAGGCCAGAAGGCAGCAUCAGAUCAUUUAGAACAUAGUUACGGAUAGUUGUGAGCUGCCAAAUAGGUGCUGUGAAUUGAACCACGGUUCUCUUGAAAAGCAGCCAGAGCUCUUAACUGACAAAGCCAUCUCCAUCCCAUUUUGUUUUUAAUUCUUGCUAUCUGGUAUUAGUAGCCUUCAAAUGGUUUAUCUCUUGCCUCUGCUUCCCAAGUGCUGGGAUUACAGGUACCCACUACUCACAUUUUAGCAGUCUCACCACAUAUGCCUGCUUUCAGGCAUUUGAACCCACAUCAUGUUCCCUCUAAAUUAGUCUGAAUAAGGCCAGUCCACUCACACACAUUUUAGGGCCACUUCCUCUUUGCUGUGGUUUAUCUCCUGUGAAAUAAUUUCCUUUUUUUACUGGAUCAAUGUAUCAGUAUUACAUUUGUUAUUUUCAUGUAAAGAAAGUUUGGUUAUAUUUUCCUUACCAGUUAACUUCGAUACUUUUACUUGUUUGUAGCAAAACCUUUCUAUUGUUUGUUUUCACUGUUUGCUUUAAUUUUUAAAAUUUUCUAUUUUACAUUGUGUGUGGGGGUGGGUGGAAGGGGUGGGUGGUUGUGGCAUGCAUGUGGAGGUCAGAAGAUAGCUUGUAAGAGUUGGUUAUCCAGGUCCUGGGGAUGGAACUAAAGUUGUCAGGAUUAAUGGCAAGUCCCUUUACUAGCUAAGCCUCUUGCUUCAGUUUUCUCUUAAAACUUAUUUUCAUCCAGCUUUUAUUUCUAGCAAUCCAAAGUUAAACUGUGUCUUUUUUUUUAUUUUUAUUUUAAAAGACUGUAUUAUUUCAUGUUCUGUUUGUCUUACAUGCUGUCUUCACCACCUAGACUAAUGGAAAUAAGCUUUAUAUUAAGGACAGUGAACAUAGUAAAAAUAAAUAGAAUUUUGGGUUAGGGUGUAUUGAAUUAUAGUGCAUGAUGGUGUUCAGAGGAUGAGGAGAGCUGGGUGGUGGUGGCGCACGCCUUUAAUCCCAGCACUUGGAAGGCAGAGGCAGGUGGAUUUCUGAGUUCGAGGCUAGCCUGGUCUACAGAGUGAGUUCCAGGACAGCCAGGGCUACACAGAGAAACCCUGUCUCAAAACAAAACAGAAAACAAAAAACAAAAACAAACAAACAAAAAAAACAGAAGAUGAGGAGAAUUUAAGUAAUGAAUAUGUGUCCAUGUUUUUCUAGUAAAUGAGGUCUAUUUUUUUUUUUUUUUUUAAUGAAAUUUAGCAAAAAUUUAGAAUGAGCGGCAAAUAGACUCUGGGGAGAGAGUUCUAGGUAACUGCUCUAUUUCAGGCACAUUUUAAAACAUGUUCGAUCCCUUUCCUUUUUGCGUUUGGGUCUGUCCAUCCCUUAGGUAAUUGUAGGUAAUCCUGAUAAGGGGUUUGUUUUUUUAGCAGUAGGUCUGAGUUUUCUUUUUUCCAGUACUGGAGAUUAAGCAUAGGUCAUUGCACAUGCUUACUCAGCUUUUGAAGUUAAAUUACCUAUCCUGAACAUGAACUUGAAGUUCUCCUAAGGUUCUUGGGAUACCUUGGAUUACAGAGCUGCACAACCAGGCCUAACUCAUUUUGAAGAUGAAAAGAAAGUUAAGUUUUUAGUCAGAGAAACUGCUAAGGUUUUGUCACCCCCCCCCCCGCCCCCCCUUGUGUUGUUGUAUUUUUGGUGACACAUUUGUUACCAUGUGGAUAUGCAAAGAUAAGUAGAAGUCUAUUUACUAUAGAUGAGCAAGUUUGCAUGCUGAUGAGAGAGAUGUGCUCAUUUUAUAGUUCUUCGCUUCUGUGCAGUGUAUCUGUCCAUGUGUCUGGAUGUGGGUGUGCACAUGGCACUAGCUGGCUCUGAAGCUCUUUGAAGUCAGUUCUGUGUUCACCUCUGUCCUGCUGUAGGAAUGCUGGGAUUAUAGAUAGUUUUCAUCCUGAGCCACCUCCCUGGUCUGUACUUAUUUAACAUAAAAGUUUAAAUGUUAAUCAACAGUAUUAAGUACUUUUCAGAGUUGCUUGCUAUUUUGAUUUCAUAACUAUCAGUGCUGAGCAUAUUACUAUUUUGUAUAAAUACAGAAAACAAAAUGGCACAAGCUAGGGCUAUUUGAGAAAUUGUUGGACAAAUUUAUCCUGAUCCUAAACCAUAAUUCAUGUAAUUAGUUUUAAAAACUAUAACUGAAGUCAGCAACUUAAAACAACCAUUUGGAGAAGGAAACAUGCUAACACAGUACAGGCCAGUGAUACACCAAUGUGCUACAGUAACGAUGAGAAAAUAUUAGAAGUCCAUUUUUCUAUAUUCAACCACUGUGUUUCUAUGAAGGCAUAAAAGCACUGUAAUUCAUAGGGCACAAUAGUCUGGAUUAGAGCUGAAGUGUUUCAGACACUAGACGGGUGUGAUGGCAUGUCCAGGUGUUUGUUCAGAACCAAGAUUAUUGAUGACUCAUGCACUUGGUUUUUAAACAUCUUACAUCUAUGUACAUGUGUGAGAGAGGAGAGAAAAGAGGAGCGGGGAGAUGUAUAUAAAUGGUGCAAGUGUGAAGAAGGUCUGAAGAGAAGUCCUGACCUUUGUCCUGCCUUGUGUAUUCUGAAGAUUAAACUUGGAUUGUGAGGCUUGUGUCAUAGGCUUUUACCUGCUGGUUCAUCUCACUGACCUCAUACACAUUUUAAGUUUUUAUCAUUGCAGAUUCACCUUUCACUGUUGCCAGUUUUUAGUGACACUCCCAACCCCCAAAUAUUACACCAUUCCCUAUGUCACAAUCCCACAGUUCAAGAGACCAAUCUCUAUUCUCAGGUAUGUAUUUCCUGAGAUUGUGGGACUGUAAAAACCCUUAUCUAGUAAUUUCUGUUAAUAUCAAGGCUUCCUGAACAUUCUUGUGAUUUCUCUUUAGACAGUUGUCCUCAAUAAAUCUUACUGGUUAUUGAGAAGGAGGACUAAGAAAAGAUAAGAUAUGAGGUAUAUAUUGGUAUAGCAGAGAAUUUUCUGAGUUUUAUAAGAAUGGUCAAUGAGUAAGCAAAAAAACUGGGUAAGUACCAAAAACUACACAGACUAAGAACACUCAUAUCCUUUAAAUACUGUCAAAUGUCACAGCAGGGAUCAAGCUAUACAGAAAAACACUCACCUACUGGGAGAUUGUAAAAAAGCCAAGGGUGAACUGUCCAACAUAUAUUCAUGGGGCCCACCAACCCCAGGAAAUACAUACUUGAGAAUAGAGAUCAGACUCUUGAACUGCAGGGUUGUGCCUUAGGGAAUGGUAUAACAGUAAAAGGUGAAUUUGCGAUGAUAACAAGACUUGAUAAAGACACCAGCAAUCUUAAGUUACUCCGGAGGCUAAGGUAGGAGGAUCUGGAAGGUCAGGGGCUGCCUGAGCGAUGUAGAAUCAGUUCAAGGUCAUCCUAGGCAACUUACCAAGUUUCAGGCAGAGGAUUCUGUCUCAAGUAUAAGAGUGCUUGUCUAGCAUACUGAGACACUAGAUUUAGUCCCUAAUAUUGUACCAAAAUGUGGUGAGCAGGACACAAAACUGAGCUAGUACUUGGGAAACUGGAGGGCUGCCACAAAUCUGAUCCCAGUCUGGUCUACAUAAUUCCUGGAAUGUGUGGCCACCUUGGCACAGAUUCUUUUAACAUUGGUAAUUCUUCUUGGGGAUGUGUGUAUUUUUUCCUCUCCCUCUCCCAAAUUUCCAAGAAUGGGGAAUUUCCUGAUGCUCCUAUAUGAGUCAAAAACUGAAGCCAGGAACCAAUCUUUGGCAGACUGCUUCCCUCUUGGGAGAGCCAUUUUGCAGACAAGCAUCCUCUUCAUUUCCUUGGGAAAAGCUCUGUGCAGUGCAUUGCAUACUUUCCUGUGCCUGUCUUCACUUUGUGAUUGGGAAUCAGAGGGAAGGAGUAGGUCACAGGCUAUCACAGGCAGGGCAGACCUAAAAGAUGAAGCAAGGCUUUGUUGUUACAGGUGGUUUUUUGUUUUUUUUUGGCUAAGCAGAGCUGAGCUUUAGUUCUGUGCCUUUCUCCCAACCCUACAAAGGCAUUGCAGCAGCACAAAGAACUUUUCAAGGAAUCUGGCCCCCUUUCUCCCAAGUAGUGAUGAUACUUAAAUCGGCAUUUAAAUGAUAUUUAAAUUUACUUCCUUUUUAUUUACAAUAUUUCACAGAAUGCUGCUGCUAGGGCUGUUCCUUGCUUGGGGGCUUUGCCUCAAACAGCACAGGAAGAAAAUCAUGGAGGCAAAAGGACAGGGAUAUUAUUUUUCCCACUCCCCCCAAACUGGGCCAGCAACUUACCUCAAUUCUUAUCAUUCCUCACAUUUGAUAUCUCUGUAAACAACUGAUUAGUGUAGGUUUUUUGUUUUUGAGACAGAAUCUCUAUCUUUGCUGGCCUGGAACUCAUCAUGUAGACCAAGCUGUUUAGCUUUGAACAUACAAGGAUUCACCUUCCGCCACUGAGAUUAAAGAAAAGCAUGUGCCACCACACCUGACUAGUGUAGUUCUGCUUUUAAAAUUUAUUUACUUAUUUAUUUAUUUUGCCUGCAAGUGUGUAUGUGUACCAUAUUUGUGCCUGGUACCCAUGGGUCUGAAGAAGGGGUUGCAUCCCUUUGGAUGGGAAUUAUACUUGUGAGCCACCAUGUGUGUGCUGGGAAUGAAACCUGGGCCCUCACUUCUUUGAGAUAGAUACUCAUGUAACCAGACUGUGUACUGGAAGAUAACUUUAAAUUCUUUUUUGUGUUUGAGUGCUCUAUCUGCGGGUACACCUGCAUGCCAGAAGAGGACAUCAGAUCCCAUUAUACUAGUUGUGAGCUUGCCACUGAGCCAUCUCUGCAGCCUAACUUAAAAUUCUUGAUCCUUUUGCCUUUACUGCCAGGGUGCUAGGGUUUACAAGUGCGUUUCACCUCAUCAGGCUUUGCAGUCUUUAAGUGCAAGUAAAUGGUUGCAGUGCAGUAUAUAGUAUUAACCCCACAGCUUUGAUUUUAGACCUACAUUCCUAACCCACCCGUCAUACUCAUUCUCCAAGGGACUGUGUUCUGUACUAUUCAAUUCAGACAUGGCCUGGCCCACAGCAGGUCCUCAGCCACUAUUAAACAGAAGACCCAGCUUGAUUGAUUUCAGAGAUUUAAGCCCUUCAUCCAGACUGUCACUUGAAUGCAUCUAUACCUGUGGAUCAUUUUAUAUGUACAAUGUACUUUUCUUGUGAUCUUCAUUUUACUGACUUUAGAACAUUAAGCAGCACAGUAACCUAGUCUAUAGUACUGUUAAUACUUUCCCUCUUCCAUAAGUGAUGUCUAAAGAAAAAUUAAUGAGUUUAUAAUAAGCCUGUAUCUUCCAAGGUGAAAGUGAAGUUCCUUCAGUCUACUAUAAGGUUCAGUGUCAGUGGCUCCCAUCUCUUAACUCUUAUGGUUUCCUUUGCAGCUUUGCUCAAGCCUUCUUAGUUAGUGGGUGUCUUUCUCCCCCUUCAUUUGGGACAGCCAGCCUCUGUAGUCCUCUGAUGUUUCCACAUUAGCUCUUACAGUGCUUAGCACAAAUGAAUUAAGUUUUAUUUCUUUAGAAGGAAUACAUUGAUCACCAUAUUCUGGUGCAUAGCAGGAGUUCAAACAGCAGAUAAAGGAGUUCAGGAACAUUUAGAGAAGUCUCAUAGGACUCUAAAAUAGUCUAUGUAGAAGAACUUUAUCUUGGUAAAUGGAAGGAAUUUUAUACCUACAACAUGUAGCUUCUCAUGUAAAAACUGAGGUUUAGAAAUAAAUACAUUUUACCCUUUGGCAGUUCUAAGAAGUUGAACACUUAGUCUUUCCCAAUAUUUAUUUAUUAUGGGCACGUGAAAGAAAAACUCUUUGUAUAAUUUUACCAUCAAAGUUGUUGUAGUCACUAGCCACUUAGAUUAUAUAAAAAUCCAUGCACUUGGAGAGAUGGCAUGCUGUUCUUGCAGAGAUGUGCGUUUAGUUCCCACCACCCCUGUGGUAGCUAACAACCUUCUGUAACUCUAGCUCCAGGGUAUCAACGCUGUCUUUUGGCUUCCUUGGACACCUGUCUACGCAUGGCAUAUAGUUUGCAUAGAUACACACACAAAUAAAAAUAGGGAAUACCACUAGAGAGUCUGGGGACAUCAAUACCUGUACAUUUUAUUGUUCUAUUUUUUUGAUCCAAGGUCUUUAUGUAGUACUGGCUAUCCUGUAGCUCACACAGAGCUACUCCUGCCUCUGCCUCCUGAGUCCUGUGACUUAAGGCACGCACUACCAUGACUUGGCUCAACUCCUACACAUCUUAGUUUUGUCUGGUGCUGUGCAUACCAAUCACAAAGAAAUCUCUGGCUUUGUCUGAAUUUCUUUUGUGUGAAAACAGGGACCAUCUCACUUUCCUGUACAAUGUUGGAAUUAACAUGAGCCUUUUGUACUUCAUUUGCUAGUAGGAGUGUGGGCAUGGCUCUUGUCUGAUUGUCAUUCUGGCUUUUUUAAAAAUUCAGAAAAUUGUAAGGUAUAAAAUAUGUGGAGUCAGAAGUGGUGGUACACUCUUGUAACGAAAGCAUGAGAGAGGAUAGUGCAGGAUGACAGAGUUUGAGGACAAUCUAGAUAACAAAGUAAGCAAGAUCCUAUCUCAAAAGUUAGGAUCGGGGGCUUCUCUUACAGAGACUUAGGGUUUGAUUUUCCAGCACUCAUUUGGUAAAAGUGUGCAGUGCCCUCUUCUGGCCUCCAUAGACACUAGGUUUAUAUAUGCAGGCAAAAUAGCCAUUCACAUAAAAUAAAGUCUUGUAUAAUGUGUUCAUGGUGGGGUUAUUAUAUAGGUUUGGGGCAUUUGGCAUACAUAAGAUUUUACGCUUAGUCUCCAGCACCCUCAUCUAAAUGAAGAAAAUUUCACAUGUAAUUAGAAUGUUCAUUUUACCAUUUCCAUACAGAGGGACAGUAAACCUUAAGCAGGAUUUAUUUAUUUUAUCAUUCAAAAUAAUAUACAGGAACUCAAGAUUUAUAAAAUAUUGAUUCAAAUAAUUUCUCAGAUUGUUUGUUGAGGCUUAUGCCUGCCUAUAAUUUUAACACCUUGGAGGUAGAAGUUGGAGGAUCAAGAGUUCAAGUCCAGCUUCAGCUAUAUAGCAAAUUAGAAGCCAGCAUGGGAUUAGUGAAAUGUCUCAAAACAAAAAAUGAAAAAUAAAAAAAGUUUUGGUUGGGGAUGUAGCUUGGUUGGUAAGGUGCUUGCAUACCUAUAUACAUGAAGGCCUGGGUUUGAUCCACAGGACUACAGAGAACUAGACAGUUACAUGUAUAUAAUCCCAGCACUCAGGAGGCAAGAUAGAUGAUCAAGAGAUAGAGGACCUCUUCAGCUAUGAAACAGCCUGAGACCAGGGUAGGCCAUAUGUGAGUGACCCUGUUUCAAGAACUAAAAUGGUUAAUGUUUCAAGAAUCUGAUUAGAGGUCAGAUUCCUAGGACUCUUGGAGAAGCUGGGUUCUUAGGUGAACACCAGAGAUGGGGAAAGUUAGGACUGGUUGGCAGCUAGUUCAGGUGGACACCCCAUAUUGAUGGCUUAUUUCAGUCUUUGUGCAUGUGUGCGCACACAUACACAUGCACACGUAGACACAGACACACAGUUUUAGAUGAGCUGGUGAGAUAAAUAUUUGCUGUCCCCUAGGACCUAUGACAGGGAGUGAACAACCUCUGAAAGUUUUCUGAUCUCUACCUAUGCUUCUGCACUGGCACUUAUCCACACACACACACACACACAAACAUACAAACUUAAAAAAUUGAGGGGCUGCAGAGAUGGUUCAGUUUGUCAGAGAUUGGGUCUCAUAGCCCGGGCUGGCCUCCUGAUAAUCCCAACUCUCCCUUGAGUGUUUAAACAGGUGUAUGCCAUGGACCCAGCAUAUUUGUUUCUCUGUAGAAAGUACUUUUUUCUGAUGCAGCAUUAUUGCAUUAGUGGCUCGGGUGUGGUGAUCCAUACAUGGAAUCCUAGCACAUGAGGCAUUAAAAGGGAAAGAUCAGUAGGAGUUCAAGGAAAGCUUCAGCUACAUAAUGAUUUCAAGGCCAAUGUAAGCUAUAAAUACUGUCUUAAAAACUAGCUCCCCCUUAAAACAAACAGACCCAUCUUGCUCAUUUUAGCCAAUGCCUAACCCUAGCAGAAAUAUUAAUACUUUGAGAAGAAAUCCCUUUUAAGAAUUCAUAAGGGAAUUUACAUGCACUUGGGAAAGGUCUAGGGAACUGACCCCAAGCUUUGUGCUCUACACAGCUAGCCUCCUAUUUUUUAUUUUUUAUUAUUUUUGAGAUUUUAAAUUUAUGUGUAUGGGCAUUUUGCUUCAUGCAUGUUGCACCUACCCUUGGAGGUCAGAACAUCGACUCCCCUGGAACUGAAAUUAUAAGAUAGUUGUGAGCCACCAGUAUGAGUUGAACCUGUCCCCUCUGAAGAACAGUCCAUGCUCUUUGCUACUUAGCCAGCUCUUUUGUGCUCUGUGCCCCCACUCCCAAUUAACAAAGGAUAAACAUCUAGGAAUGACGGCUUAUGUCUACUCCCAAGAUUUGGGAGGCAGGAGUAACAAUACAAGUGUGAGAGUGGUCUGUUCUACAAGACACUGUUCUAGGUCCACCAGGGCUACAUAGGGAUAAUUUGUCUUAAAAUAUACAGGAAAAGGAAGAGUGAGCGAUAUCAAACCUAUCAGGGAGGGUGUUGACCAACACUAAAAUGUUUGUUCUUUAAAAAAAUUUUUACUAAGUGUAUGAAUACCUGAAUGUGUGUGUGUGUACAGUAAAGUGCUUGCCUAGUACCCGGAGGGCAUCAGAUCUCUUGGAACUGGAUGGUUGUAAGCUGUCAUGUGGGUGCAGGGAACUGAACUGGUGGGUCCUCUGCUUGCUAAGUGUCCAGUGUUUCAAGAUUUUAGUUAACCUCUGAAACCAUAUUGCUGUGCUCAAUUUUUCCCUGUACAUUUUAGGCAUUCACACAUUUGAAUUUUGAAGCUCAAGCACAACUUAAGACUCAGAAGACACUAGUGGUAAAUAAUGGUCACUCAGUUAAGAAAAGAUUAAGUAUUAGAAACAUUUAUUUUUUUUUUUCAAAAAAAAAUGUGGGAGGAGUGGAAUAAAACAAGGCUAAAUUUCAGCAAAUGCUGUACCACGAUCACAGGUCAGACAAAAC
This is a messenger RNA of Mastomys coucha (southern multimammate mouse), 16290 nucleotides long. Its product is annotated as RNA-binding protein 4. The transcript has 5 exons. Lineage: Eukaryota; Metazoa; Chordata; Mammalia; Rodentia; Muridae. The coding region runs from base 1 to 1440 and encodes 479 amino acids. The record is from RefSeq and is a predicted model, not a curated record. Gene Ontology annotation, molecular function: mRNA binding; zinc ion binding. Gene Ontology annotation, cellular component: nuclear speck; cytosol. Gene Ontology annotation, biological process: mRNA splicing, via spliceosome.